Sardina pilchardus (European sardine) is the source of this 1754-nucleotide messenger RNA. It is a transcript of the gene gdf6a, whose product is annotated as growth differentiation factor 6a. Gene Ontology annotation, cellular component: extracellular region. Gene Ontology annotation, molecular function: cytokine activity; growth factor activity. The transcript is spliced from 2 exons. Gene Ontology annotation, biological process: BMP signaling pathway. NCBI's taxonomy places the organism in Eukaryota, Metazoa, Chordata, Actinopteri, Clupeiformes, Clupeidae. The coding region runs from base 140 to 1381 and encodes 413 amino acids. The record is from RefSeq and is a predicted model, not a curated record.
UUUAGUGGAGGAUACGAGCGCGCUAGCUUGUGAAGCGCGACAGACCAGCUCGUACGCGCAGCCUGUCUACGGUGGAAAGUUUCCUAAACCCGGCUGCAGUGUGGAGAGGACCUCGCCAAACUUUUUGGACACUACCGCCAUGGAUGCCUUUCGAGCAGUAGCGUUUUACGCGCUCUUCGUCUUCCUUUGGAAUUUACCGUGUUUCCAGUCCGCUGCUCUCAUCUCCUCCACCGCGCCGAGAAGAAACCGGGGGACCAGAGUCCCGUAUGACGGACCAGCGUCACACAAAUUUCUCAAAGAAAUCUUUGCAUCAUCUCCCGGUCUCAGCCGCCACCGGGACGAGUUCAAAGACGCUGUCGUGCCGCAUGAUUACAUGAUCUCCAUAUACAGGACAUAUUCUGCAGCUGAGAAACUGGGCAUAAAUGCGAGUUUUUUCCGGUCUUCAAAGUCUGCCAAUACCAUAACAAGUUUUGUGGACAGAGGAAAAGACGAUCUCUUGCACUCUCCUUUGCGAAGACAAAAGUAUCUGUUUGAUGUCUCAACCCUUUCAGACAAAGAGGAGCUGGUCGGAGCUGAAUUAAGGAUAUUUAGAAAAGCUCCCGGGGCUUUCCAAACGUCAUCGCCAGGUCUCUACGGCAUCCACUUACUCCCUUGUCGAUCAGAGAGGCUGUUGGAUUCCAGAACCAUUGAUCUACAGGAAUCCAGAAAAUCCGGCUGGGAAGUUUUGGACGCUUGGGGAAUGUUUAAAAAUCGACAUCAUCCGAGCCAGGAGAACCAGCUUUGUCUUCAGCUCAAGGGCACCACUGGUAAAUCAGAAACGGAAAUCGACUUGAAACCGUUGGGUUUUGACAGGAACGGUCGCUCCCAGCAAGAGAAGGCUAUCUUGGUGGUUUACACGAGGUCACGGAAGAGGGAGAACUUGUUCAAUGAAAUGAAAGAGAAGAUUAAGUCUAGGGGCUCACGGUGGUCCGAGGCGGAGGAGAGCGGCCUGCAGUUCAAAGCCAGGCGCAGGCGGAGGACCGCGCUGAGCAACCGUCACGGGAAGAGGCAUGGGAAAAAGUCCAAGUCGAGAUGCAGCAAAAAGGCGUUGCACGUCAACUUCAAGGAGCUCGGGUGGGACGACUGGAUCAUCGCCCCUCUGGAUUACGAAGCCUACCACUGCGAGGGCCUGUGCGACUUUCCUUUGCGUUCGCACCUUGAGCCAACUAACCACGCCAUCAUUCAAACUCUUAUGAACUCCAUGGAUCCCAACAGCACUCCCCCGAGCUGUUGCGUCCCCACCAAACUGAGUCCAAUCAGUAUACUGUACAUUGACUCUGGUAAUAAUGUAGUGUACAAACAGUACGAGGAUAUGGUGGUCGAACAAUGCGGUUGCAGGUAGCGUCUUGAGUAUUCCCCUAAAUUGAAGGCAUCCUACUUAAAAGAAAAGCAACAACUAGCCACAACAGCGUAAAAAUAAACAUUACACCUGAGUCGUGCAGAGAGAGAAAAGCGCAAAUGCAACAGUCUGAAAACUCACUUUCACGCUACAUGAAUGUGGGCCUAUCAUCCAAAAGGGAUCCUUACAUAGAAUGCAUUUCUUGCCGUAUAAACACGACUAUUUAUUCUGUCGAUUUAAGCUCUGUCAAAUAUCACAAUAACCAUGACACUAUGUAGUAUACGAUGAAAAUCAAAAUCAUUUCCUCAGCCGCUCUGAUCUUAGUUCUGGAGUCAAAUUGUGUGAAAAUACCUCCCCUUGGACCCGCUAUCAGACA